Lycium barbarum (goji berry) is the source of this 1258-nucleotide messenger RNA. RefSeq names its product annexin D4-like. Gene Ontology annotation, molecular function: calcium-dependent phospholipid binding; calcium ion binding. Lineage: Eukaryota; Viridiplantae; Streptophyta; Magnoliopsida; Solanales; Solanaceae. The transcript has 7 exons. The record is from RefSeq and is a predicted model, not a curated record. The coding region runs from base 60 to 1079 and encodes 339 amino acids. Gene Ontology annotation, cellular component: cytoplasm.
AAAAAUAGCAACUCUAGUCUUAAUUUUGCCUCCAAAACACACACACAAACAUUCAUCAAAUGGCAACCUCCAAUGAGUUUAAGGCUUUCUCCAAGGCUUUAUCAGGUCAUUACAACACAAGUGGUCAACAAACAGCAACCUCUAAUGAGUUUAGAGCUCUCACCAAGGCUUUCUCAGGACUUGGAGUUGAUGAGAAGUCAUUCAUAUCAAUACUGGGAAAGUGGGACACAAAGCAAAGGCAAUUCUAUAGGAAGAACACUCAAGAAUUCUUCAAAGAGGAUGAACGCCAAUUUGAGAGAUGGGAUGAAGCACAUGUUCUCCAAAUUCGCCAAGAGUUUUUACGUCUCAAGGAUGCAGUGAUGGUGUACACAAUGCAUCCAUGGGAGAGAGAUGCUAGACUGUUUAAGGAGGCAUUGGUGAAAGAAGGUCAACCUCAACUUCAUAUUAUUAUUGAGACUGCUGCCACUAGAUCUUCUGAACAACUUUUGGGAGCAAGAAGGGCUUAUCAUUCCCUCUUUGAACACUCCAUCGAGGAAGACAUUGCCUCCCAUGUCCACUCUCCUCAAAGAAAGCUUUUAGUAGCCCUGGUGAGUUCAUACCGUUAUGAAGGGCCAAAAGUUAACGAAGAACUUGCAAAAUCUGAGGCCAAGGAGUUCCUAAAGGCAAUUAAAGAUGGUGGAAAGAAGGAGUUUAUUGAAGAUGAAGAAGUUGUGAGGAGAUUAUCAACAAGAAGCAAGCUCCAUCUCAAGGCUCUUUAUGCCUAUUACAAGGAACUCAGUGGCAACUAUUUGGAUGAGGACCUUGGUGGCAGCUUGGUUUUAGAACAAACAGUACAAUGCCUUUGUACACCUCAAACAUACUUCAGCAAAGUUUUGGAUGCAUCACUGAGACUAGAUGUGGAUGAACCAGCCAGAGACUCAGUGACUAGAGUCAUUGCUACAAGAGCUGAUGAAGAUAUCAACCAAAUUGCUGAAGAGUUUGACAAGAGAUUUGGAACUACUCUGACUAACAAGAUUGAGGAAAUUGCUAAUGGAAGUUACAAGGAGUUCUUGCUUACUUUAGUUGCUAAAUCAGCCUAAUUUCAGAUUAUGUAGUACUUUGGCUGAAGAAUUUUCUGAUUGAUGAAUGUUUGUGUUUUAUGUGUGAUGGUUGUAUUUCCUUGGCUAUCUACUUUUGUGUUUUUUCCUAGUUUGUAAGACUUGUGUAUUUCCUUCUGCUGAAGAAUUUUAAUAUUAAAUAAGUAUUAGAUCCUUCCAAA